UGUUUCCAUUGCACUAUCACAGAGACGUCAAUAGUUCGAGUUUUUGUUUGGCACUGUCCCCGAGUAUUGAGAUUUUGUGCUAUCACUUACAUAAGUAAUAGCCUCAUACAUAUAUCGACCUUCUAAGAGAUUUUUCGGUCCCGCCUUGAACUUUUCAUAUAGUAUAGUGGGCAAUUUGCUUACAGCUCACUCAUUGUAUCUUCAUUAUAUGACACAUUGACUCUUCGGAUCUCUUUUUGCGAUGAUCAAUUCAUAUACUGUGCGCACUCACUUCCUAAACAGAAACUAGAACAGAAAACAGAGCAGAGAAAACAUUUGCGUAAUAAAUAUUUACAUGAAAAUAAAUCUACAUAAUUGAAUACUAAAGAAUUCACUACAAAAUGAUGGUGUUUGAGAAAGAAACCAUUUGUAUCGUUCAUAUGUAUCGUUCACGCAUGCGCCUACGCGCCCUCUACCGGCAACAAAAGAGAACAGGAAACAAAUUUUGGCGCUAAAUAUGGCGGUUGGCGCGUAAACAACUAAGGUUUCCAACAGAUUAUAACUUAGCUGAGAACGAUCGAGAAGCAUUUAUCUUCUUAUAUAGAGAAUUAUGUCGUCUCCCAGGUCAUCACAGGGACGCCAGGGCGGUCCUCGCACCCCUUCGACUCGAUCUCCAGGACCUUCUCGACAGCGGGGUACUCCGUCACGAGGAACUCCGUCUCGAAGACGGUUAGACGCGCAAGCACCGCCUUCGUCGGGGGCGUCUGGAUUGUCUGAGGCGGCCUCCUCUGAGCUGGCGCAUCCGCUGUCGCCAAAUGUCAUCCCACCGUCAUCGCCUUUCGUGAGACAUGGCAUUUUCACUGACCUCGACCUCAGUUCACCCCUGAAUUAUGGCACACCAAGUUCGGCACUCACUCCUGCCGGUUCGUCGAGUCAGAGAGGCCAAAUUCGCCAGCGUAGUGAUCUACAUAAUGAUCGCUAUUUGCGUCAGGUUGAGAUAGGAGCUGCUGCACCAAGCUCAGACGUUCGUGCCGACCAAAUGGAAGCUGACGCCGCCUCCUCUUCCGAGGCAGGGCCCCAGAUCGUUGUAUGGGGCACCGACGUCUGUGUUCCUGUUUGCAAAGCAAAGUUCCGCAACUUCCUGCUCACCUUCGUUGAGGAGAAUUUAGACAGGGAUGAACAAUCUGAAGGUAUCGACCCAACGAAGCCGUAUUAUUUACAAAAGCUGGAGGAGUUGCAUGUGCUCGAGGAGCAAUAUCUACAUGUGAAUUGCGCUCAUUUGGCGAAGGCUGAACCGGAUCUGGCUCGCCAAUUAAAGUGUUAUCCCCAGGAUAUGCUACCAACGAUGGACAUGGCCUUGUCUGAGCUUUUCAACGAAAAAUUCCCUGAUAAUAAUGUCGAUGUCGUGCAGGUCCGUCCCUACAACGGUGAAAUUACGAAAUGUAUGCGUUCACUGAACCCCGAAGACAUCGACCAAUUAGUAACCAUCGCUGGGAUGACCAUCCGGGCGUCGAAUAUCAUUCCCGAAAUGCGUCAAGCUUUCUUCAAAUGCACGCUAUGCUCGUUUACCGAAAGCGUGCACAUCGUGCGUGGCAGUAUUCAAGAACCAACUACAUGUCGCCACUGCUCGACAAAGUACAGCUUUUCUCUGGUGCACAACAGGUGUGCCUUUAUUGACAAGCAAAUGAUUAAGCUGCAGGAAGAUCCAGCCGACAUGCCCGCCGGACAAACCCCUCACACUGUGUGUUUGUAUGCGCAUGGUGAUCUCGUCGACUCGGUACAGCCUGGCGAUCGUGUUACUGUAACAGGAAUCUACCGCGCCGUACCAGUUAGACCCAACCCUAAGCAGCGAUCCGUACGAUCCGUAUACAGAACACAUAUCGAUGUUAUUCAUUUUAGAAGACUCGACAAUAAACGUCUCCAUGACGAAGCACAAGAGGGUAAUAUUCGUCUUGCCGAGGAUCGUAUAGCUACGCUGAAAGAAUUGUCGACGAAACCAGAUAUUUAUGAUAGGUUGGCACGGGCAAUUGCGCCAGGGAUCUACGAGAACGAAGACAUCAAAAAAGGAUUGUUACUACAACUACUUGGAGGCACGAAAAAGAACUUUUCUGGUGAAGGUAAAGCAAACUUUCGCUCCGAAAUCAACAUCCUCCUUUGCGGAGACCCGGGAACGUCAAAAUCUCAACUACUGCAAUAUGUCCACCAUUUAGUGCCAAGGGGUCAGUAUACGUCGGGUAAGGGAUCGAGCGCUGUCGGUCUCACAGCUUAUGUGACUAAGGAUCCCGAGACACGGCAGAUGAUUUUACAAACGGGCGCGUUGGUUUUGUCAGACAAUGGCAUAUGCUGUAUUGAUGAGUUCGACAAGAUGAAUGAUACCACACGAUCCAUCCUGCACGAAGUUAUGGAGCAGCAGACACUUUCAAUAGCUAAAGCAGGAAUUAUUUGUCAGCUUAAUGCGCGUACGUCUAUUUUAGCCGCUGCCAACCCCGUUGACUCGCAAUGGGCCAAGAAUAAGACUAUCAUUGAAAACAUCCAACUUCCACCGACACUAUUGUCGAGGUUUGACCUAAUCUUCCUCAUGCUAGACCCCCAAGAUCCGGCCUUCGAUCGGCGCCUUGCACGUCACCUUGUUUCUCUUUACCAUAAAACACCUGAGCAAAGUCAAGAGACCCAGAUGGAAAUGGAUAUUCUCAAAGAGUACAUUGCAUACGCUAAAGCUACCUGCCAUCCAAAGAUUAGCGAAGAAGCCGGGCAAAUGCUAAUUGACGCCUAUGUCGACAUGCGUCGAAUCGGCAAUCGUAAAGGUCAAGUUUCUGCCUAUCCUCGUCAGCUCGAAAGUCUUAUUAGACUCGCAGAGGCUCAUGCUAAGGUACGACUUGCUAAUUCCGUCCAACCUGAGGACGUAGAAGAAGCUAAGCGGUUACACCGAGAGGCCCUUAAACAAUCCGCUGUAGAUCCAUCCACAGGCAAAAUUGACGUCGGCAUUAUUUCAACCGGUAUGUCGGUUGCUGGCCGCCAGCGUAAGAUUGAAAUUGCUAACGCACUCAAAAAACAUCUUGAAGCCAAAAGUGCUCAAACCCAUAACUACAACAAGAUUCUUCAGGAGUUUAAGGAGAAUGGGCAAUAUCAGAUAACCAGAGAGCUAUUUGAAGAUGUCAUGAAAGAACUGCAGGAUCAAGGAUAUCUCAUCCUGCAAGGCAAGACAACGAUUCGCAUCUGUUAAAAGGAAUCAGACAGACAAUAAGCCAAUAACGGAUUUGGGAGGUUGCUGUAAGUAAUCGGCGAAGUACAAGGAGGAUAUCUAUGUACAUAUAGCAUAUGAACCCGCACAGAUAAAUACAGGCAUGCUUAUAUUUUUAAUUCGCCUAAAUCAAUUAAUUAUAUACAUGCAUAUUAUCAUAAAUAAAUAUGG
Molecule: messenger RNA, 3391 nt
Organism: Varroa destructor (honeybee mite)
Lineage: Eukaryota; Metazoa; Arthropoda; Arachnida; Mesostigmata; Varroidae
Gene: dpa
Product: disc proliferation abnormal
Biological process (GO): double-strand break repair via break-induced replication; DNA replication; mitotic DNA replication initiation
Cellular component (GO): nucleus; MCM complex
Molecular function (GO): ATP hydrolysis activity; single-stranded DNA binding; ATP binding
Source: RefSeq, a predicted model, not a curated record